GUAGUGUAGUUUUGUAUAGCUCUAGCUGGUGUAAAACUUGAAGAAGAAGAAAAGUGGACGGAAAUAUAAACCUAUAGCUGUACUCGGCAUGGUAGGCUCGCUGGCAUUACGCUUGUUAUUAGUUAAUACCUAAACGUUUCUGUUUGUACAAGAUACGUAGGAGUAUUAGAGACUGCCCGCCUGCUCAUCAAAAAGUAUUCAGUGUUGAUGUAACGGGUUAGGCUGAUGGUUAGAAGUCGGUCCAGGGGUCGUAUUAAGGAACUUACAGAUCGUAUUGAAAGAAACUUACUAACAGAAGCGAUUAUAAAACAUAGGGACUCAGAUUCUGCCAGUGUCCGUCUACAAUGACCAGCACAGUGAUUAUUCUUCUAGUCAUUAUCUUGACCAGUUCGUAUCACGCGAGAUGCAUGGUCACCUACCUGGCUUCUGACAUGCCCAACGUUUGUCCAUACCGAACGGUGGAAUUAGUCCCUGUCAGAACCCCAUGCAUUAAAGCCUACACACGAAUGGUCAAAGUGUGGAAACCCAACUGUGGCUAUACCCGGAACUGGUGUGUGGGUUACGAACCCAGAACGACGUACUAUUCAAGCUACCGGCAAGAGUAUGAAAGACGGUAUCGAACUGAGUACAAAUGCUGUGAUGGAUUUAAACAACUUAAUGGAGAACGUGGCUGUAAUUACCCGACUUUUGAAAUAAUAGAGGCUACGAAGACACCAUAUAUAAAGCUAUUUGACGUCAUAACAAUUGAAGGGAGACAAUUGUAGAAGUAUGUGUAACACUUA
Limulus polyphemus (Atlantic horseshoe crab) is the source of this 782-nucleotide messenger RNA. RefSeq names its product multiple epidermal growth factor-like domains protein 6. NCBI's taxonomy places the organism in Eukaryota, Metazoa, Arthropoda, Merostomata, Xiphosura, Limulidae. The transcript is spliced from 4 exons. Gene Ontology annotation, molecular function: protein binding. The record is from RefSeq and is a predicted model, not a curated record. Bases 345 to 764 code for a protein of 139 amino acids.